Lithohypha guttulata is the source of this 615-nucleotide messenger RNA. RefSeq names its product thiamine pyrophosphokinase (gene THI80). The transcript is spliced from 2 exons. Gene Ontology annotation, biological process: thiamine diphosphate biosynthetic process; thiamine metabolic process. Bases 1 to 615 code for a protein of 204 amino acids. Lineage: Eukaryota; Fungi; Ascomycota; Eurotiomycetes; Chaetothyriales; Trichomeriaceae. Gene Ontology annotation, molecular function: thiamine diphosphokinase activity; ATP binding. The record is from RefSeq and is a predicted model, not a curated record.
AUGCUUGUUUGUGCAGACGCUGGCGCAGACCGCUACAUGAAAUACGAAAGGGACGGUACAGCUGCAGAACGCCUUCCAGAUGCAAUAAUCGGGGACCUCGAUUCGCUCAGUAAAGAGGCGCGACAAUACUACACCACAAAAGAGGUUCACAUAGUCGAAGACCCAGAUCAGUACUCGACCGACUUUACAAAAGCUCUCAAGUGGAUGCGACAGGAAUGGGAUAGACAGAAAGGAACAAAUGAGGAGCUCGACAUUGUUGUCAUGGGUGGACUUGGAGGCAGAGUCGACCAAGGUUUCUCUCAAAUCCACCAUCUCUAUAUGGUCCUUGAACAGCCUGACCUCCUUCGUGGCUCCAUCUACUUACUGUCCGAGCAAUCUCUGUCCUUCGUGCUCGACCACAAUGAGAAUGAGCUGCAUGUCAACAUCGACGUCUUUGCAGAGAAUAUUGGCAUACUACCUGUGCUUGGUCCUACUCGCGUCUCCACUUCCGGCCUCGAGUGGGAUGUAAGCACCAGCAACCAUAUCAAAUCAGACCGAGUCACCAUCACUGUAGACGGCCCUCGACCUCUGUUCACGCUGGAGCUGGCCAAGCGCUUAUGUGUUGACGAUCGCUGA